GAAUGACAUAAAAACCUGAUCCCUCAGGUAUAGUGCUUUCCUUUGUGAAUGUUAUUUCUUUUCUUUUUUAAAUGCAACAGUUAAAACUUACAGGUUUUUUUUUUCUUGUUUUUUCUUUGAUUGACUCCCUAACUCUGCCUACACAGACACACCCUCAGGAUAUAGGCUAUACAUCAAGUGGCUGCUCCUGUGAAUUUUUAUUAGACAUCAAUGAGAAUUCUGCCAGAAAUCACUAUGUGCCCUGUAUGAACUGUUGUAGGACUAUCAUUGCAUUUUCUCGGUAUGUCCAGGAAGCAACCUUUGAUGAUAUGGAAAUUCUGAUCAAAGAUGUGAUGAAAUACAAAGAUAAGUGCUUGGCCAACAAGACACUUCUAGAGUGUUCAAAACCAGCUAAUAAUGUUUUACAGGACAUGAUAUGUUCAGUGGAGGGGCUGCCUCAAAAGCAUAAUUUUUCACACUGCUGUAGUAAAGUUGACUUUGAAAGAAGACAUUGUUUCUUAUAUAACAAGAAAGCUGAUGUAGGAUUUCUGCCUCCUUUCCCUAUUCUAGAUCCUUAAGAGAAAUGUGAGGCUUAUAAAAAUACCAGAGAAUCUUUUCUAAAUCAAUGUAUGUAUGAAGUUGCCAGAAGAAACCCCUUUGUCUUUGCCCCUACACUACUAAUUGUUGCUGCUCGCUUUGAGGAGGUGGUAAAAACCUGUUGUGCAGAACAUCAGAAAGCCAACUGCUUUCAAGCAAUGGCCACACCUGUUACACAGUAUUUAAAAGCAUUUUCUUCUUAUCAAAAAAAUGUCUGUGGGGCCCUUAUGAAAUUUGGACCCAAAGUCUUAAACUCUAUAAACAUUGCUGUGUUCAGUAAAAAAUUCCCCAAGAUUGAAUUUAGGGAACUUACCUCUCUCCUACAAGAGGUUUCUUCUAUGUAUGAUGGGUGCUGUGAAGGGGAUGCUUUGCAGUGCAUCCAUGACCAGAGCAAGGUUAUGAGACAUAUUUUUUCAAAACAAGAUUCCAUCUCCAGCAAAAUCAAACAGUGCUGUGAAAAGAAAAUACCAGAACGUGAAGACUGCAUAAUUAACUUGAAUAAAGAUGACAGACCAAAGAAUGUAUCUCUAACAGAAGCAAAAUUUAUUCACAUUGAACAUAUGUGUCAAGAAAGAGAAACUGACCCAGAGCACUUCUUUGCCAGGUUUCUUUAUGAAUACUCAAGGAGACAUCCAGACCUGUCCACAUCAGAGCUUCUGAGAACUGCUGGAGUGUCUGAGGAUUUUCUGAGAGAUUGUUGCAGCAGAGAGACACUUACAGAUUGUUAUCGUCACAUGAAAGACAAAUUCAAUGACACAACUGGGGAAAGUCUCCAGAUGGUACAACAAGAAUGUAAACAUUUCCAAAAUUUGGGAAAAGAUGGCUUAAAACACCACUAUCUUAUUAAGCUCACAAAGAUAGUCCCCCAGCUUUCCACUGAAGAACUGAUCUCUCUUGGCAAGGAGAUGGUGACAGCUCUGACCACCUGCUACACACUAAGUGAUGAGUUUGCCUGUGUUGAUGAUUUGUUGAGCAUGGCAGAUUUAGUUCUUGGAGAAUUAUGUGGAAUAAAUGAAAAUCAAACCAUCAAUCCUGCUAUGGACCACUGUUUGAAUUUUGCCUUUAGAAGGCACUGCUUUGAGGGUUUGAAAGCUGAUAAAACAUAUGUGCCUCCCCCACUCUCUCAAGACUUACCUGUUUUUCCUGUUGACUGGUGUCAGUCUCAGAAUGAGGUGCCUCAGGGAAAGAAAUACAGGUUUCUUAUCAAGUUAGUGAGGCUGAAGCCUCAACUCACUGAUGAAGAGCUUCUGUCUUUGUUGACAAAUUUCACCAGUGCGGUGGAGAAGUGCUGCAAAGUGCCAGAGCCUGAAGCCUGCUUUCAUGAAGAGAGCCCAUACAUUGGCUACUAAAGCCAGGCUGCUUCAGAAACAUGAAAUAAAAAGCACCAGAGACAAAAGUGUGAAACAAAUGGAUGUGGUUUCUAUGUCCUGCUGGUGAAGGAGAAGACAGCUAGCAAGCAGGAACCUCUGCUGUCACAGUAUUGGAGGCUGGGAAGUCCAAGAGGGUGAUGCUCCAGAUUCCAUACCUGCACCAGCAUUAUGGUUGCUCAGUUUCUUCACAAAGCAAAUCAUGAAGAAGUACAGACCUGACUUAAAGAGUUACUAGCUCUUUUGGAAAAGUACAAGAAGCUGAAAUACUAUGAGGCACUUUCAGAAGGUGCUCACCAAUUGGUGCUUCUUGAGAAACAGCAGCUGUUGGUCAUGAUGAGAUUUUCCCUGCCUAAUAAAGAAGUCUCCAUGAAUUAAAUAAACAAUUCCAAAGUUUGUAUACUUAAAAAUAUGAUCCAUCAACCACAUCAUUUGAGCAACAACCAGUCCUUUGUCCUGCAGGCACAUCAUCAGGAUGCACACGUCUCCUGUGGACUGAUCAUUCACCAACACCACGGCUUCAUCUCUCCAGAUUGCUUUAACUUCUUCCCCCCAUUCCAUCACUGUGUAUCCAGCAUGCCAUCCCCAGGAAGCCACCAUUCCCAAAAGCCAUUUGUACAUGGUUCCUUCAAUAAACCAAAACUGCUUACUGUCCAGCCCACAAA
Messenger RNA from Heterocephalus glaber (naked mole-rat), 2608 nucleotides. NCBI's taxonomy places the organism in Eukaryota, Metazoa, Chordata, Mammalia, Rodentia, Bathyergidae. The record is from RefSeq and is a predicted model, not a curated record.